Molecule: messenger RNA, 1924 nt
Organism: Branchiostoma floridae (Florida lancelet)
Lineage: Eukaryota; Metazoa; Chordata; Leptocardii; Amphioxiformes; Branchiostomatidae
Exons: 2
Coding region: 227-1432 (401 amino acids)
Source: RefSeq, a predicted model, not a curated record
GAGAAUAAUUCAUGUUACCAUUGUUACAUGUGAAAUGUGUUGUUUCUGUUUUUGUUACCAAGUUCAUCUGUGUCGAGUAAGGUGCUUUCUUCUGUGUGACCACCAAUGCAACAUAUGAGAUUCCCGACCGGUGGCUACUACUCAGAAGCAGUUGUUCCAGCCUGUAAGGAACACACAGCAGCAGUCAGAAUCAGAUGGUAGCAAGAGGACAAGAUUGGCCGGGUUUAUGCGGGAAGCUUUGCCUCCUGAGUCUGGGUUUUUCACAGCUUUGGAAGUGCAGCCCCAUCCGGAGGAGGAGGAGGCGACACCUGGACAACAUCUAACUCCCCAGUCCCUAGCUAUGGAUGUUUUGGCUAGGCCUUAUAGUUAUGAUACACGUGCAGAGUUUGUCAGCUCACUUAUUGUAAGUAAAGAGCAAGUAGCUGCCUUGGAAAAGGCUACCAGGGCCCAGAGUAACUCCCCCAUCUGGAGUAUGGCACGGCAAGGCAGGAUCACUGCAUCUAAUUUCUAUAAGAUAUACACAAGAGUGCAAACUAUCAAAAGUAAUCCUGAAGAAUCCACUGAUAGCCUCUUGGGGACCAUUAUGGGGUACAAACGUGUAAGUGAGAAUGUACGAGCCCUGAAGUAUGGCAGGACUAUGGAGGAGGAAGCAAAGGCUGCAUUAUUCCAGCAGUUUUCUCAGGAACAUGAAGAUGCACGGUGUGAACAGAAAGGCCUUGUGAUCUCAGAGCACAAGGCCUAUCUGGGUGCCUCACCUGAUGCCCUGUUUACCUGCAAGUGCCAUGGUCAGCAAGUUGUAGAGAUAAAGUGUCCCAUAAGAUGCAAAGAUGCUGUGCCAAGCAUAAGUAACGUGGAUUAUCUGUAUGAAAGUUCUACUGGAGGUGUGCAGCUUAAACAAAAGAAUGCAUACUAUGCACAGUGCCAAGGACAGAUGGCACUUACAGGUUGCAGGGCAUGCAUCUUUUACGUCUACAGCAAACAUGGUAGUAUAAGUAUCAACAUUGCCUUUGAUAGUCAGUAUUGGGAGGACAUGUGUGCUGCGCUUGAUUUUUUCUUUGUAGAUCAUGUUGCUCCUGAGUUACUUACAGGAAAGCUGAAACAAAAGAUUGAGUCAGGUGACCAAGGUAGCGGUCAAUCAGUUGGCACUGACCAGGCUAGUUGUAGUACCAGUACGUCUAGUAGCAGUCAAACAGCAUCAAACACACCAUCCCGGAAUCACAGCAGCCAGGCAGCAUCACCACAGGGCCCAGCCAUGUGCCCUGUCUGUGCAAGUCUAUGUAUUGAAGAUGUCAGAAAGUUUGGUGAUGGCAGUGUUGGCUGUGACUCAUGUGGAAAAUGGUAUCAUUUCAGAUGUAUUGGUCUCAAGACCUCAAGACAGGUGAAAAAGCUCCCUGAUUGCUGGCAGUGUUCUACUUGUAGAGGAAAAGUAUAGUAUCAUACUACUACUGUCAGCCAGUACAAAUUCAUAUUGUAAACAUGUGUUUCAAGUCUUUUGAAGCAAAUAUGUAAAUAGAACUUUCUACAGAACGAUUUCAUUGUAAACAUGUAAAUAGGUGUUCAUGUACUCAAAGCAAAUAUGUUCAUAGAAUUCUCUGGAGAACAAUGUAUAUGUAAAUAUGUAUAUAUGUUUUCUUAAAACUAUAAUAAAAGUACAUUUGUAAUCUGUAAAUAAAACUACAGCUUCAUGGAGAACGAUGUCUGUGUAAACAAGUUAAAGGGUGGUUUCAUAAAUACAAGCAUGCAAAUACUAGAACUUGAUGGAGAACAUGUUACUAUUUGCUUACGUAAAAUAAUAGAAAGAUAGACAGCUCGUCGUUUAUCUAACAGCAUCCAACCUAUUCAACAAAGUCACAAAAUGGUCAAUUCGCAUCAACGAAAUUCUUUGAUAGCACCAAGAAGUUUUUACACAUCACAUGUUAGCAGA